This is a messenger RNA of Cryptosporidium ubiquitum, 1608 nucleotides long. RefSeq names its product NADPH:ferredoxin-NADP+ reductase. NCBI's taxonomy places the organism in Eukaryota, Apicomplexa, Conoidasida, Eucoccidiorida, Cryptosporidiidae. Gene Ontology annotation, molecular function: oxidoreductase activity. The record is from RefSeq and is a predicted model, not a curated record. The transcript has a single exon. The coding region runs from base 1 to 1608 and encodes 535 amino acids.
AUGAAAAUCAAACCCUACAAACCGAUAUAUAAGUUAUGCAUUGUUGGUGCAGGGCCAUCAGGUUGUUAUCUAGCCAAAUCUUUGCUAAUACAAUCUAAAAAAGAGAACAUUUACAUUAACAUAGAUUUAUUAGACUCUUUGGAUAAGCCAUUUGGCCUACUCAGAUAUGGAAUUGCACCAGAUAGACAUGGUUUAAAGAAAACAAUUUAUAGUAUUGAAAAUUCUCUUUUUAAGAAGUACUCGGAUAAUGUAAAAUUUUAUGGAAAUGUAACAUUGGGUCACGACAUUAAAAUAGAAGAAUUAAAAGUAAAGUAUGAUGUGGUGAUUUUAGCAGUCGGCGGUUCCCAAAGUUUCCAUACUCUUCCUGUGAAAUAUAUGAGUAAAGAUUUAUUGAAUACAAUUAUAGGAGGUGUGUUCUCUUCCAGAGAUUGGGUAUUUUAUUAUAAUAAUCAUCCAGCAUUUAAAAAUAUGUUGAUUCCGUCAAAAAAUGAACUCUUUAAUUCAAUUAAUGAGAAAUGCAUAAAUGAUAAAAAAAUUGAUAUGAAAAUGGAGUUAAAUUAUCUUGAAAAAAAAAACAAUCAAUUUUUUGAAUAUAAAAGUCCCGUUUCUUCUACUGAAAUUAGCAUUCCAUAUAAAAAUGGAAAUGGAGAUUUUAAACAUGGAUAUAGUUCUGAUUUAUUAAAAAGCUACAUUCUGAAUUCCAGUGAGAGAAAUGCGGUUAUAGUUGGAAAUGGAAAUGUUUCACUGGAUAUUAUAAGAUUAUUAUCAUUUUAUUCUUAUGAUCAACUUUCAAAAAACAGGUAUUUGAACCCUGAUUUCUUAAACUUAAUUAAUACAUCAGAUAAGUAUUCAAACUUUAGUAUGGGACGGCCUUUAUUCAAAAAUAUAUUUAUUGUUGGGCGAAGAGGAUGGAUUCAAAAUUCCUUUAAAUAUCCUUUACUGAAAGAAUUUAUUGAGAAAUCUAGAAAAUCAAAAUGCAAUUUGAAAAAUGGAACAAAUGUCAGGGUAAUGAUGUCUCAAGAAGACUUUGAACUUUCUCAAGAUCAAAAUAGCUUGUUUGAGUUAAACAGAAGUAGUCCUGAUGUAAAAAGAAGAUAUUUGAAAAUGAAACAGAUUUUUCAAGAAAUGGUUAAUAAUCAUCAGGAAUACAUAAACAACAAUAUAUUUUAUAAUGAUAGAACGGUAAACAUACAUUUCAAAAAUCUCCAGAUUCCUAUCAAUAUUAAAACCGAACAAGUUGAUAUUCCAGGGAAUAAUGGAAAGGAAAAAUCAAUGCCAUUUAUCAAAGGAAUAGAGUUUGCAAGAAAUAUUUAUGACUCCGAUCUUUUAAGUAAUAGAAUUAAAUUCAAUGAGAAAGAAAGAUAUUAUUUUCCCUGCCAAUUGCUGAUUACUUCACUGGGAUUUAAGCCCAAAUAUGAUUACAUAUUUGGUGAAAGAAGAGACAAUUCAACUGAAAAAAACUCCGAUCCCUGUCCUGUUUUUAAGACUGGUUGGAUGGAAACUAAUAGUAAAGGAGAUCUCAAUACCAUAAUUCAGAAUUCAUUCAUUCUAAGUCACGAAAUAUUCAAUUUGAUUAAGAAAAUUCAACCUAAAAACGUUAAUAUGUAA